CGGUCGACUACACACGCGACGCGUUCGGACGUUCUGUUAAAAUUGUUUGUAUUAUAUUUGAUUUUUUUGAUUUUAUUAGUGAAUGUUUUUAUCAUAAAGUAAUAUAGUAAAAUAGCACUUUUCUUGUUACUUGUUAGUUACACCUUUUACAAAUCUAGCUCGUCUUAACCUAGACUUCAUACCUAUGUUUACAAUCUGUUCUAUACAAAUAAGUAACGCAGAUUAUAGAUGUUAUAAACAAUACAUUGAAUAUGCACGAAGAGGCCAAUAGUAUUCAGCAAUAGAAACAGAAAAAAAAUUUAAGAUAGAAAAAUAUAAGAUGUAACAAUACUACAUAAUCAGUUAUUGAUAGAUGCUUAGAAUCGGCAAUUGUAGCUUAUUCUCAAAGAACACCAGUUAUAACACAUAUUACACAAAAACUUGUAAAAGAUAUUGGCGGAGCAGCAGAAAUGGCAUGUACAGCCUUAAAUAGCAAGGAUUUCAAUGUUUUAUGGAUUAAAGUUAACAAAGAAAGUUCUGAAUCUAUUGCACUCUCAUCUGGAAACAAACUUAUUGUCAAUGAUCCAAGAUUAUCAUUGAGACAGGACAUGAAUAGCAAUCGAUACAUAUUACAAAUUAAUGAUAUUCAGGAAACCGAUGCCAGUGUCUAUCGCUGCGAUGUGGUAAUUGGGAUUAACCACAAAAUAUCCGCUUAUACCGAGUUAAUAGUGCGUAGACCCCCAUUUAUUUAUGAUAACUCGACAAGAUCAUUUGUUGUAAAAGAAGGUCAACUAGUGCAACUUGAAUGUUAUGCUGGUGGGUAUCCUAGUCCAAGAAUUUCCUGGAGGCGAGCUAACAAUGCAAUUUUAUCAAUAGGUGCAUCAAUGUAUAGAGGUAACAUUUUGAAAAUGCCUGCUAUAACAAAAGAAGAUCGUGGAACCUAUUACUGUGUCGCUGAAAAUGGUGUUGGAAAAGGUGCCAGACGUAGAAUUUCCAUAGAGGUAGAAUUUGCACCAAUAAUCACUGUUCUUUAUACUAGUUUGGGACAAGUUUUACGUGCUAACUUAGAUCUUGUAUGCCAUAUUGAGGCGUAUCCUCAACCAGCUAUUGCUUGGUUAUAUAAUGGAAUAGAAAUACACAAUAAUAAACAUUACAGUAUAUCACAUUCUACUACUUCAGACGAAAUAUCGGAUACUAAUUUACAAAUUAUCACAAUUAAUAAUCAUCAAUAUGGUUAUUAUACCUGCAGUGCGUCAAAUGUAUUAGGAAGUACCGAAAUGACAAUUAAUGUUUAUGAAGCACUAUUACCAGAAUGCCCUCCUGUCUGUGAUUAAAUAUCAUCGUGCUCAAUUGGCCAAGCAAGCUGCUGUUUGAUUCUAGUUAUAGGUGCUGAAUGUUUUAAUCAUGUACAUUUAACUUUUAUAUUUUUCAAUUCAAAAACAAUAUAUCAAUGAUUGGAAUAAUAAAAUUGAUAAAUGUUGUAUUUCUGUAAACUAAGUAAACGACCGCAUUGUGAAAAAAAUUACACAAUAUUAAAUUGGACUGACCAUUUAAUGAAAAAGUGACCGUUUAAAAAAAUAUUUAUAAAUAUAUUACUGUAAAAAA
Molecule: messenger RNA, 1584 nt
Organism: Rhopalosiphum padi (bird cherry-oat aphid)
Lineage: Eukaryota; Metazoa; Arthropoda; Insecta; Hemiptera; Aphididae
Product: lachesin-like
Exons: 6
Coding region: 450-1313 (287 amino acids)
Cellular component (GO): neuron projection
Source: RefSeq, a predicted model, not a curated record